CAUGGUGGAGGAUCAGCUGAGAGGAGGCAGAUUAGAAGGGAUUGUUACAUUACUGAUAAGAGAGUACUGAGAAAGUUAACAUGGAAUACACACUAACACUUACUUAUCAAGGGUUCUUUUUAACUCUUGAAGAUUAUAAACUAAUUCUCUCAGUAUUGGUAACUUCUACUGAACUGAAAGUUUUAUUUCAGGUUAAAUUAAAAGGAUAUACAAAAGACUUUGGCAACCCUACAAUCAGCUGAUGUGACAGAGUGGCUGCUGUCUACCUCGUUUCUAUGACCCUGUGAGUGCCUGUGGACGUAAAAGAAUUAGUGGAAAAGGAGUAAAACGUGGAGAACAAAGUCUGGCCAUCAGCUUAAGCCCUCAUCACCCCCUCGUCAAGCUUUCUGAGGGGCACAAGAGGGACAUUAGUAAGGGGUGUGCACCGGUUGCCUCCUCCACUAUGUUUGCUCCCCGCCUGUUAACUAGGAGGUCCUGGCCAGUGCUGGCCAACAGACUGUUCUCACAGACUCCUGCCAGACCCUCCCUCCUCCAGGUGUCUCAGGAGAAUGGUGUCCGCAGCAUUACUUUGGCUAAUCCCAAAACAAGAAAUGCCCUCUCUCUACAAAUGUUGAAGGAGCUGCAGGAGGCUGUGAGCCGAGAAGAUCCAUCACUCCGCUGCAUCACAAUAGAAGCACAAGGAAAGGUUUUCUCUGCUGGACACAACCUAAAAGAACUUACUGAUAAAGAAGGAAGAUCAUACCACCUGAAGGUGUUUGAGGAGUGCACGCACCUGAUGCUGGGCCUGCAACGCCUGCCUGUGCCGGUAGUGGCCAAAGUUAAUGGCGUGGCAGCUGCCGCUGGCUGCCAGCUGGUUGCUUCCUGUGAUAUUGUUAUUGCCAGUGAAACAUCAUCCUUCUCAACACCUGGGGCAAGUGUGGGUAUAUUUUGCUCCACUCCCGGUAUUCCCCUUGUGAGGUGUGUUCCAAGAAAAGUUUCUGCUCACAUGCUGCUCACAGGACUCCCCAUCACGGCACAGGAAGCCCAACGAGCUGGCUUGGUAUCAAAGAUCGUUCCUGAAGAGGAGCUAGAUGCAGAAGUUCAAAAAGUUGUUGAUGCUGUGCUCCACAAGAGUAAAUCUGUCAUUGCCCUUGGAAAGAAGUUUAUGUACAGACAGAUGGAAAUGGGAAUAGAGGAGGCAUACAGAGAAGGGGGAGAGCUGAUGGUGCAAAACAUCAACAUGAAGGAUGGACAAGAAGGAAUCAGCAGUUUUAUAGGAAAGCGAACUCCAAGCUGGACUCACUUGGAUGAUUGAAGUAAUAUUUUAGGCAGGAUACCUCAGAAUAUAACAACAGUUUCAGGGAGACUUCAUAGUUGCAGAGUAAGUUAGUAGCUUUUUUAGAUCUUGCCAAAAUGCAUUACUUUGUGUAGUUAACCAUCAGUAUUUUACACUAUUUCUUUAAUGGUAAAUAUGAUAAUCUCAAGCCUGGCAUUCCAUUCCUCACUUGUGUAAUUUACAGUGAUCAGAGAAUCUUAUAUUACCAACUUACUUUUAUCAAUCAUCUGGUCAGUAGUGCUACUCGGUCCUUAAAUUAUUUUCGCCUAUGUAUCUUCACAUACACUUGUGGGUAUGUAAAUCUGAAAAGUGAAUAAUUCUAUAUUUCUUUAUAAUCCUUCAUUUGUGUUUGUUUUCUUGUGGACAGUGAUGAGUAGUCUUUUUCCAGCCACCUGGCACUAGUUUCUUAUAUUAAUCUGAUUCACAUACCAGAUGCAUUUUCUUAACUACAGGUUUUUAAUUUUCAUUUUAACAAAUUUAGUUGAUAAAUUUAUAGUUCAUUUAUUGAUUUUCUUAAUAUUGCUCCAGACUGUGCACCUCAAACCACAGCAUAUUAACCCAGCAGCGGCGGUGGACCCAUUUUUGGGCUCCAGUGAGUCGGUCCGCUGAAACAGCGGACCCAGUUUUGGGCUCGGCUCAAAACGCCUAAUUCGAGCUUAUUGUAGGCGGUGGUGGCAUGGAGCAACCCACCAUGCAUGAACUGGGUCAUUGUGGUGGGUGAUUGAUCUUGAGGUGGGCUUAUUUGUCAUAGGUGGUGCUGUAAGGUCAUGGCAGACUGAAUUAGCUAAAUUAGCUAUCCAUACAGUAAUCACUUGUCAAAUUCUCUAAAGUAAACAAGCGACGCUCGCCUAGAUGCCACGUCUCACGAGACUGUUUAUUUUGUAACAACCACCACCCAAAAAGAAUGGAGUAUAAGUAAAUAUUUUUAACGGCUUUAUGGUUACGAUAGGAGUACUCUGAUAUACGUUCCAUGCUCUUUUCUUAGCCUCAAAAUGCAGUGUAAUGUUGCCGUUUCUCGGCCACUUCUCAGCUUUCCCAUAGCCGAAGCCCACGGGUUAAAAGAACAGCCUGUAAGCAUCACGAAUGAAAAGAAAAGUAGAAUUCUUAAAUAAAUUUAACUCCAGAGGAAUUGGGAACAUACAUAUAUUUUGUCAUUUAACAUAAAUAUCUACAGCUUCUGAAGACUGCCCAGAAGAUUAUGUACACAAACUUUCCCAGUGGUAGCCCUAGAUGUUGUCAUAGUAAUUACAACACCCUGUUUCCCUUGUCAGCAGGGCAGGGGAUGUCACAAAAAUUAGUUACUUUAAAUGACAUGGUACAGGUUCAAUAUAUUACAUGUUCAGUUCUCAUUAGUUUUUAAGGAUACUUUUUCAUUCGAUUAACACAACCUGAAAGUAACAUUCAUUUCUACCAGACAUUUUAUGAAUUUGUGGAAAACAACUAGUGAAGAAAUAGUGUGUCGAUGUCCUAUAGCUGGUCCAGGUAGGGGAUAUUGGCCACACUCCCCAGUGCACUCAUACUCAACUUUCCACUGGAGACUUUCUUCAGAGCCUGCAAAAUAAAAGGAAAAUGGUUCAA
Messenger RNA from Eriocheir sinensis (Chinese mitten crab), 2893 nucleotides. RefSeq names its product enoyl-CoA hydratase domain-containing protein 3, mitochondrial-like. Gene Ontology annotation, cellular component: mitochondrion. NCBI's taxonomy places the organism in Eukaryota, Metazoa, Arthropoda, Malacostraca, Decapoda, Varunidae. Gene Ontology annotation, molecular function: hydro-lyase activity. The transcript has 8 exons. The record is from RefSeq and is a predicted model, not a curated record. Bases 443 to 1294 code for a protein of 283 amino acids.